Loa loa (African eye worm) is the source of this 1104-nucleotide messenger RNA. RefSeq lists its product as hypothetical. NCBI's taxonomy places the organism in Eukaryota, Metazoa, Nematoda, Chromadorea, Rhabditida, Onchocercidae. The coding region runs from base 1 to 1104 and encodes 367 amino acids. The transcript has 2 exons. The record is from RefSeq and is a predicted model, not a curated record.
AUGUCGCAGGAAUUUGAUUGGGAGAACUUUGAUACAUCCCAGUUUUUGGAUACGACCAUCUCUAUGUCCACAUCUGAAACCCCGAGGGUCAACACCAACAAUGUUGUAAACAACAGUAGACUGGAGGAAUUUCAUCCACUUACUUCAACUUCUACUUGCUAUGCUAUGGCCCAGUCUUCUUAUGCUGAUAUUUCAAAUAAUCGUUUGGAAGAAUCUGUUAAUCUGAUGAAUCCGCUAAUUAACGUACCGUUGCAACACAAUUCAUCAACAACUAUUCGGGAUUCAACCAGUACUUUAACGCUACUCUCUUACCAAACAGAUGGAGUCACAAGCGCUUCUCGGCUUUCAUCCGCCGCAAUGCCACUAAUGAAUGCGCUAAUUUUGCCUAAUUCUUCGCAGGUUAUGUCAACUGAUGACGCAAUGGGGCACCAUAAAACAACAGAAAAUGACACCGAGGCUACAACCAAUGUGGAUGGAAAUUUUUCACCAUUGUGGACAUCCUCAAGAACUUCGAUAAGAAGUCGAUAUUUGAAACGGCAAAACGAUAGCGAAAGUCGAUCAGCGCAAGAUUGCAACAGAUUCAACGUAAAACGAUCAGCAGGGAGUAAAAUUGAUCAACCGAAUUCCAAUAUGGAACUGUUGUCAUCGAAUCUAAUACAACAACAACCACAAUCAACUGAUUUUGCAUCGAUUCCGCAUCUCACUGAAUCUGCACCAGUUCAGAUAUCACAAUUCUCGAGCAGUUAUGUAAAUGACACUUUUGAAAGUGUUAUGUCAAGCGACGUCCACUCCGAUACAUUGCCAAUAUAUUUGAACGAUGAUGAUACAUCGACCACACAUGCAUUUCAAUAUCAAUCGGAAGUUGAUCCAUACAGUACGAUUCAACCGUCCCUGUCUACUGAUCCUCUAGUAAUAAUACCAAUAUUCCAUGGAUCAUCAUCGGAAAGUUCUUUGGCACUGCUGGAUGGAUUACUUGUACUCGAGUAUGUAUCAGUCGAAAAGGGAGAAACCUGUUCGCUCGAUACAUUGUCCUCGCUUACAGUAAUAUCCCGAUAUGGAAUACUACUGCUUACAACAGUAUAUGAAAUUGGUGCAAUGGAAUAA